CCUGUUCCUGUAGCACUUCCGGGUUCUAAUGUUUACAACCGUGAGCGGCGCCGCAGCUGUUCCGUCCGUCUAUCUCAUGAAAAACCUCCUGAAACGUUCGGAAAACAUUAUAAAAACAUCAUGUCCUUCAGGCGUGCGGGCGUUUAGACCGACACGUGAGCAGGCGGCAGGACGCCGUCAUCGGGAUCAGCUGCUGAGAGUCUAAAAGUUGGGGAAAAAAUAAACCAUGAAGAAGAAAAGCAGACGAGGUCCGAGGUCCAACAGGACGGCGAAGACGGCGAGCAUCAGCGAGGCGAAGAGGCCGCCCGGAAACAGAGGGAGGCCUCGGAAGACCGUCCCCGUAACCACGGACGGUUUCUACCACGACAACGCCGCAAAAGACGAGACGGCGGACGUGGACUUCAGUGUGACGGCAGCUGAGGACGUGCAGAAACAUCCAGAGAGCAAGUCUAAAUCUUCAGCAGGCAGACUGUCAGCCGCCGUCUGCCGGCUCUGCCACGGGAAGUUCUCUCCUCGCAGCCUGCGACACGCCUUCAACACGUGGCCUCAGGACUCCAUCGAUCUCCUCGACGACGAGUCAGACGCCGCGGCCCAGUCGCCGCUUUUAUUCCACACGGACUUCCAGCGACUGGUCGGCGUCCGGUUGGACCGAGAUCCACGAUUGUCUGAGUUCAUCUGCAAGAAAUGCCACGCCAAGUUCUACAAGUGCCACAGCAUCCUGAUCAGGUUUCUGCAGAGGGUCAACCUGCCACCGGUCGGGAAAGAGAGCGUGAAAGGCCGGAAGAACGCAAAGUGUCCAGAGUCCUCAGCGAACCACGGAUCAGCAGCGCCACCAUCUUUUACCUCAGACCCAAAGUGCCUCCACAGUUUGGUGUCCUGGGCUCACCACCACGGAGAGGCCUGCCGUUCCUGCCCCGACCUGAAGGAGGUGCUGGAGGGUCAGUGUUGGGGCUCCGUUAAGGCCGUCUGGGGUUGCGUUGACGGUCACAGAUACACCAUGGACACUCAGUGCACAGCGGCGGCCAACCCAGCGUACGCGAUGAACUUUAGCGGCGGAGCGUUAGGGAGCGGGAAUGGUGACGGCGUGAUGUCGGAGGAGGAGGAACAGGAGGAGGAGGAGGAUGAAGAGGAGCAACCUGGUGGUGGAAAUGGAAGGACAACAGCAGGAGGUGUAAGCGCUCCAGCUCAGACUCACUGGAGCAGCAACACUGAAGAUUUUCAAGGUCAUGAGGAGGCGCUGUCUCCUGCUCCGGUCCAGCUGGAGGACAGGACGGCUGACAGCGAUCUGUCCGACAGGGUGAUCUCCGAGGACGACUUUGACGUGGGUAGAAAAGGUUUAUCAGACGACGAGUUGUUCGAGCCGUUCUCGGACAAGAGACCUCGCAGGGUGAGCGUCCCCAACAAGAGAAGAAGAAACCCGAAGGCGUCGGAGGAGCCAAAGAUCAAGAAGAAACCUGGACCCAAACCGGGCUGGAAGAACAAGUUCAAACCCAAAGGAGAGGAGCUGCCAAACAUCUACAAGUGUCCGUAUCAGGGCUGUACAGCCGUCUAUCGAGCUCCGGAUGGUUUGAAGAAGCACAUCAAGGAGCAUCACGAGGAGGUGAGGGAGCGACCGUGCCCUCAUCCCGGCUGCAACAAGGUUUUCAUGAUCGACCGCUACCUGCAGCGACACGUCAAGCUCAUCCACACAGAGGAGAGGAACUACAUUUGUGAUCAGUGUGGACAAACCUUCAAACAGAGGAAACACCUUUCAGUUCACCAGAUGAGACAUUCAGGGGCAAAACCACUACAAUGUGAAGUGUGCGGCUUCCAGUGCCGCCAGCGAGCGUCGCUGAAAUACCACAUGACCAAACACAAGGCAGAGGCCGACUUGGAGUUCGCGUGCCUGAUGUGCGGGAAGCGUUUCGAGAAAGCUCACAACCUGAACGUCCACAUGUCGAUGGUCCACCCGCUGACUCAGGCCGAGGCUCAGAGAGGAGGAGGCGGCCAGCAGCAGCAGCAGCAGCUACAGCAGCCGCUGUACUCUGACCUGCACACCAUCACUCUGACCGGGGAGGUGGUUCAACAGGACCACGACAGAUGACGGCAGGGAGUCCAGGUCCAAGUCUGCUGCACGGGUAUAUAGACUCUGUGGGACUGGGACCACCUCAAACCAGAUGUACUGUAGUUAGUUUGGACACGUUCAUCUCUGGGUCAAACUGUUGCCUUCAGCAUGAAUGAACUCUUUAUUGGAUAUUUAUCAAUCUGCCGGACAGAUCUGCAGUUUACGAUUCAUCCAGAAACGAGUGUUUCAGUGUCGUCUUCUCACCACAAGUUCAUCUUUAAGCUUCUUUUUGGGGGAAGCGUGUUUUCAAUGGAAAGUCAGACAGUUCGAGUAUACACGACUUUUGCCUUACUCUAUAAACAGAGCUCCUUAAAUCUGACACACUGGCCUUUAAAACCUCUCAGUGAGUUUUAUAAAAGUAAAAUUCAUGUUAAAGUUGUUGUUGGAUCACACUGAAUUGUUCAAGAGGAUUCUUAGCAUGUUAAAUAUCAGGAAACCUCCAGGUAUACAGGACUAGGUUUAACCCGAGUGUUCAUCAGCCAAUAGAAACAUACGACACUCACCUUAACGUGUUGGAGGUCGUGUAUGUUUUGAACUGGCUGGCUUUCCAUAUUUUUUUCCUUCAUGUUUAACAUUAACCAACGCUGACACUCAUCCUGAUGUCAGAAGAUUUUUAGAAAAGUUAUCUUUUGGUUUUAAAGUUUUAAUCCGCAAGAUUAAAACGUCGUGUUACAGUACGGCAAACCGAAGAGCGAUCUGUUGUAUCGUUUCACGGCGCAGACAGACGAACUGAAGG
Messenger RNA from Larimichthys crocea (large yellow croaker), 2840 nucleotides. RefSeq names its product zinc finger protein 276 (gene znf276). Gene Ontology annotation, molecular function: zinc ion binding. The transcript has 12 exons. NCBI's taxonomy places the organism in Eukaryota, Metazoa, Chordata, Actinopteri, Sciaenidae. The record is from RefSeq and is a predicted model, not a curated record. The coding region runs from base 227 to 2083 and encodes 618 amino acids. Gene Ontology annotation, cellular component: nucleus.